CACACCUGUUCUGCUGAGUUUCAUUUCCUUUCUUCUGAAACACUGAACUGCUCCGAUUCUGUUUGUGAUACUUUGGUCAAAGUUUUGAACCAUGAUUACACACAUCAGUGUGGUGAUGACCAUCCUUGCAGUGGCCGAUGCUUGUGUAAUGUCUUGUGAGUGUGUAGACAACACCACUAUCACUUGUUUAAACAAGAAUCUGUUGGAAUUGCCUUUACCUCUGCAAGGUACCAAGAACCUAUUUGUUAGUAACAACCGGAUCCAUUCUCUCCCCGGUGAAGGUUUAGAAGAACUACAUAUACUUGAUCUUACAAACAAUCACCUUAGUGUGUGGCUUACUGGAACUACCAGAUUACCAAAUAUGAGAAGCCUUUCUCAGUUGUUUCUACGAGGAAAUCGACUCAGUACUUUUAAAACUGGAUUAUUUCAAGAACUAAAGAACCUGACUUACUUGGACCUCAGUGACAACAGUUUAAAAAUUGUCCCACAGAAGUUCCUUCAAGGUCUAAACAACCUUCAAACUCUUAUUUUGAGUUUAAACCAGAUACAUACCCUGUCCUGUGGAGCUUUUAAAGAAGCAUCUGCACUUAGGGAGCUGCACCUAAACAGUAACAACAUCGAGGUGCUAGAUAUGUGCGUGUUUGAAAACUGUGUCAGUCUGAACAGACUCUUCCUGUCCAACAACCGUUUGAAAGGUGUAAAUCAAGGGACAUUCCGAAGUGCGCUUGGACUGGUUCACCUUGAUCUUAGUAACAACAUGCUUUCCACUGUUCCCACUGAUGCUCUUAAGGAAGCCUCUAACCUCACCAGCCUCUACCUGCAGAAAAAUGCUAUCACAUUAAUUCCUGAAAAUGCUUUCUAUGGGCUAUCAGGAUUAAGAAAACUGCACCUAAACAGUAACCACAUUGAGAUAUUAGCUGUGACCUCUUUCAGAGGUCUUUACCAGCUCGGUGAACUAGAUUUGAGUUUAAACAAGUUGCAAAAUCUCUCCUCACAGGUAUUUCAAGAUCUAGGCAGACUAGAAAACCUAAAUCUAUACCACAAUGCAUUGACCUUUUUACCAGCAGGCCUGUUUAAUAAUUUGAAAAAGUUAUAUGAACUACAGCUUGACAAAAAUAAUAUUCAGGCCAUCCUACCAGAUCUGUUUCAGCCCCUUCCGAAGCUCAGAUUUUUACAGCUAGACAAUAAUAAGAUCUCAGAGCUCACCUUGUCCUCAUUCGCAACAAUGAGAAAACUUAAACAACUUGACCUGAGCAACAAUUAUUUGACAAAUAUUUCAAUGGGGAUUUUACACAAGGAAUCACUGUCACUCCAUGACAUUCAACACAAAUCAUCACAAGGGGAUUCUGCACUUAGUGAACUUAACCUGAGCAAUAACAAAAUUCAGGUAAUAGACCAGCAUGUGUUUGAAAAUUACACCAAUUUGAACAAACUCUGCUUGUCCAAAAACCAGUUGAAACAUUUAAAGGAAGGGACCUUCAAGGGUGCACUGGUCUUGACUCAUCUUGAUCUCAGUGAAAACAAGCUUUCCUCUGUGCCCAGUGAUGCACUUAAGGAUACCACUAAUCUAACAAGUCUUAACUUGCAGAAAAAUCUGAUCACAUUUGUCCAUGAAAAUGCUUUUUCAGGACUAUCUGCACUGAAGAAAUUAGAUUUGAGCAAUAAUGCCAUUUCAAAUUUGAAUGAGAAGUCCCUGAUGUCUCUGGUCAAUCUUGUGGACUUAGAUCUGAGCCUCAAUCAAAUAGUGAAUCUUACAAAUGUGCUUCAAGACUUGGGAAAACUAAAGAUCCUUAAAUUGCACAAAAAUUACCUAGAAUCACUACCCAAUGGUAUGUUUAACCAUUUGACUGAAUUAACUGAACUAAGACUUGAAAGCAAUUAUCUUUCUGACAUCUCGCCAGAUCUAUUCCAUCCACCAACUGCACUCCAAAAUUUACACACUGAUACUUACAAUAUCUCUGGGCUGAACUCAUCCUCAUGCACAGCACUGAUAAACAACCUCCUGACAAACAAUUCUAAGAAUCUUUUCAACAUUACGCUACCAUCCAGUGAUAAUGAGAAAUCACUAGCCUCACUAAACAAUAGUGAACUUAUUAAAUUCUUAGUCAGCAUGAAUGGUGGAAUAGAUAUGAACUGUUCCUCUGUAGUCAGGCAUUUUCUGUUAAACAGCAUUAAGCACACACUGAGACUUUCUGAUCUUGAUCUCAGCAAUAACAAGCUCACUACUAUCCCAUGUGGUGCCCUUAAGUAUACUACUAAUCUCACUAGGCUCUACUUGCAGAAAAAUGCUAUCACCCUCGUCCCUGAAAAUGCUUUCUCUGGACUAGCUGGAUUAAGAAAAUUGGAUUUAAGCACAAAUCACCUGGUUACUUUGCCUGUUAACUCCCUCAUGGGUCUCUUCCAGCUUACUGAACUAGAUUUAAGCUUCAACCAGUUGCAGGAUCUUCCCUCAAACGUGUUUCAAGACUUGGGCAACCUAGAAGUUCUUAAUUUGUACCACAAUGCUCUGGCAUCCCUUCCCAGUGGCUUCUUCAACAAUCUUACCAAAUUGAAGGAGUUGGUGCUUGAAAGAAAUAAUAUAUCUGUCAUUGUACAAGAUCUAUUCAGCCCACUGACCGAACUCCGAGAAUUACAGCUGGGUAACAAUCACAUCUCCAAGCUUAACUCGUCUGUAUUUAGAACUCUGACAAAGCUGCAGGAAAUCUAUUUAAACAACAAUGCUAUUAUAAAUAUUCCCAAGCAUUUUAUACCGAAAGCACAACAUCUGAAAGUUCUAAAUCUGGCGAACAAUCAAAUUUACUUUGUUUCACGAUUCGCUUUCAAGGGCCUCAACAGACUCCGCUAUCUGAGACUAAGCAACAACGCCAUUUCUGUUCUCUAUUCCGAAAUGCUGACUGGUCUUGAUGACUUACGGGAGCUCGAGUUAAAUGUUAACUACAUAAAGUGGCUCCCAGUUGGGUUUUUCUCAGGGCUUCAAAACUUGAGGAUACUUGACUUGGCCAACAAUGAUUUGCGCUCCCUGUCCACUGAUGAUUUCAAAGACUUGACAGCCUUGAGAGAAUUACACUUGAGUUUCAAUAAACUCAGUAAACUACCACAUCACAUUUUCAGGGCUCAGGGCAGGCUGCAGAAGCUCUUCUUGCAAAAUAACCACCUGUCUGACUUACCUCCAACUGUGUUCUCUCCGCUGGGAUUUUUGCAAGAACUUGAUUUGGAUAAGAACAAGCUGCAGCAUCUUCCCAUUUCCCAAUUUAAGGGACUGAAGAACCUGAGACAACUACAUCUCAAAUCCAACCAAUUACAGUCGAUGGAUGAAGGGACCCUGGAGGAAAUGACAGCACUGAAAUCCAUUUAUAUCGGUGAUAAUCCAUGGGACUGCUCUUGUGCUUCUAAUUUGCAUGUUAGAAAUAGUCAGUUAGUAAAGGAUACCUUCACCUGCUCUAGAAAUCGAUCUCUUCAUGAUUUAAAGCAUUGCGCCAGUGCUGCACAUUUCUCUGCAUGUAAAACACACAAGCAGAUAAUAAUGAUUCUGUCAGCUUUCAUUGCAACACAGCCUCAGGGCAUUUUGUGAUAUAGUCACGAAAUUUAAACUAUUGAUUUGUGUUCAUGGACAUGAAUUUCCCUCUUUUUUCGUGUCACCUAACAAGACUGCAACGGAGGCUGAGGAUCAUGGGUAAUGCUGAUUUUUUCCCAUUUUAUCAGAGAAUAAGGCUGAAAAUAAAGGUUUAGGGUUAUGCUUAUACUGCAAUAAAUGUGUGUGUCUCGAAUUAACACAGUCUCGUAAAAUAACCGAGAGAAUAUAUAUUGACUGGAAGGAACCACUGAUGAUGGUUUAUAAUAGCGAGUAGUGUACAGAAUAUAAUGCAAUAAAAACAAGGAUAAAAUCUUAAAUUAAAUGUUGAGUAAUACUGCUUAAAGAUAAAAAAAAUUUAUAACAAAUGAGAAAAAACAAUGCAGCAUCUGUCGUACUCAAAAUAAAUUACUAGAGACACCAAUAAUCCUUCCUAUUGAAAUACAUUAAAUAGAAAUUCAUGCUCAGUGACACGAAAAAAGAGGGCAUUUUGUGUCCAUAAACACGAAUCAAUAGAUUAAAUUUUGUGAAUAUAUCACAAAAUGCCAUGAAACUUGGCUCUUUAUAGUGUAUGCUUGUGUUCUCUGAAAUGUUUUUGUGCUAACUCAGUUUUGUUUGCCUUUGCUAGAGUAAAAAAAAAAAAAAAAAGCCUCAGAAAGUGUGCAAAUGUUAAUUUGUAAAACACCAUAUUAAAAAAGUCUAUCAAUUAUUUGUUUAGCUUCAAACAUGCAAAACAUCUUAUAUAACCUUAAAAAGUUCUUGCUGCCAAGCUGAUUCUAUAAAGCUAUACAUUUUUAGUACAAGCUAUACAUAUAUAAUACUUCUGUGAUAACUUCCAAAAUAAAACUUUGCUUUUAAUUUGUCUUUUCAAAGACUACUGUGUAAAUGUCAGUGGUGCAAAUGAUUAAUCAGAAUAUGUUAACCACAACCACACAUACAUACAGGCACCCCAAAUGCUAUCCUAUCCACCCACACAUGCACACACAAGCAAUUGUAUUCAUAUGUUUUCAUUUGUAUGCUCAGUGUGCUAAAAAUCUGGCAUAUGUACCAUUUUUGUGUAAAGAAAUUAUAAAAUGUAUAUAAUUUUAUGUAAAUGUACAUAAUCUUUUUAAAUGAAUAAAUGUAUAAAUAAUAAUAAUGUAAUAUGUAAUACUUUUAUUUGCCUUAAGAUUGUUUAUGGAGAAGUAUAGAGAAGGUCAGAAGGAGUUGCAUUGUGUGUUUGUGGAUUUAGAAAAAGCGUACGACAGAGUACGAGAGAGCAGUUGUGAUAUUGUAUGAGGAAGUCAGGUGUGUCAGGUUUUUCAUUAGGAGUGAAGAGGAUGGACACGAUUAGGAAACCCCUAAUGGGACAAACUAAAAGAAGAAGA
Messenger RNA from Silurus meridionalis, 4938 nucleotides. Its product is annotated as protein artichoke. The transcript has 2 exons. NCBI's taxonomy places the organism in Eukaryota, Metazoa, Chordata, Actinopteri, Siluriformes, Siluridae. The record is from RefSeq and is a predicted model, not a curated record. Gene Ontology annotation, cellular component: extracellular matrix. Bases 92 to 3571 code for a protein of 1159 amino acids. Gene Ontology annotation, molecular function: protein binding.